GAUGCUUUACAUUCAAUAGAAUAGAAAUGACUAUGUUGGUUGCUCUCUUUGCGCUGUUUCUGUUGCAAGGAGCAGCUUAUUCUCAAUCAUUCUCUAUUGCCUCUACUAAUGUCCCAGGACUGCAAGUGGACUCCAUUGGGAGAACAUUCCUUGCUGCAGACAACUACCUGUAUAGACUGAAUGCUCAACUAAUUCAAGAGGCGAGAGUUGAUCUAGGAUCUUCUAUCAUUAAUAGAGGACUGGCCCUGAGCUCUACUGGGAUAUUGGUGGUGUGUUUAGAGGAUCUUUCUUGCUCUGUCUACAAUGCAAGCAACAUCAGUACUGGUCCUAUCAGGAAUGUCAGUAAUGCUAUAGCCUCAGCAGAUCCGGACUUUGGAGCAGCUAUCUUUACGUCAGGAGACACUUUCUACACUGGAGCAACGACUGGUGCAGGAGAGAGAAUGGUAUUGCAACAAUUUGGAGAGGGGUUCAAUAGAUCGUCAGAUAACAAUCCACCAGGCACACGCAAUGAACUAGUUUUUAGGGUUAGUGACUUUGCACGACAAUUCUAUAGUGGAUUUGUGAGUGGUGGAUUUGCCUACUAUGCUGUUGCUGACUACCAACCCAAUACUGUUGGUCGAUCUAUAAAACUUUUACGUGUUUGCAACAUGCCUGAUUGUGGAGGUCCCAGUACUUGUGGAGUGACAGCUUUGUAUGAACUGGGAAUCACUGAUUGCGCCUUUCAAGCAAUCAGUGGAGCUACUCGUGUGUGUGGAGUGUCAUUAGUGGAUGACUUCAGUGCGAUAUCUGGACCCACUGCUGUGAUAACCAUUUGUACACCUGGUUUCAACAGAAACUCUAUUUGUUUGGUCGAUGUCACUAUUGUAAAUGAAGCUAUGGACACUAAAUAUGACUCUUGUAUUGUCUCACAGACUUUUCAAGAAGAAAUUGGUUUAGCAUGGAGAACACGUUCUUCGGAAAGCUGCGAUGCCCUAUCUCAGCCUCAGGAAACAGGGGACAGAUGUGACACACCCAGCCCAGUUGGCCUUCUCAUUCCAAAUGGUGGUAUUGACGUAAUAGCACCAGUUCGUAUCAAUUUUGGAGCCAGCCUUGUCCCCAUUGCUUCAGUAGCUGUGAAGGUGGAGCAGUUUUCCUUUGUGUUUGUGGCAACUGCUGACUCGAGGAUAAGAGGAUACGAUGUCAGUGGUACAUCUACCCUGGAUGCUGAUAGCUCAUUCUACAAUCAGCCAGUGACCUCUGAUGUAUAUUAUUUGUCAUGGCAGGAGGGACUGAGCUACAUCACAGCAGCCACUAAAAACUCCGUGUUCCAAGUACCAAUAGAAGAGUGCCCUCAGCGUACUGACUGUACCAGUUGUACCAAUGACCCCAACCCGUUGUGUGGGUGGUGCGUGGUGGAGAACAAAUGCUCUCGUCAGACGCAGUGUCAGAACUCUAAUCUCUCCGAUAGAUGGACACGAGAUAAUACCGACUGUGUUACUGCCACUGUGGACGCUAUGCAACUUGUUCUUGACCAAUCAAUUCCUGCUAGAGUGCUUACGGUGACCCUGACCUCCCCCGGCCUGCCAAACCUCUUGCCUGGGGAGAGUUUCUCUUGUCAUGUGGUAGACAAUGAAGAACAUUUCUUCCCCAUCGUAAUUUCUGUACCUGCUAUUGAGGUCAUCCCAGGAACAGUGUUUAGUUGUGAUAUUCAAGGACUGGUGCCUGACUACCCUGGAGUGACUGCAACCAUCAACCUGGGAUUUCAGAGCUCUUUGUUCAAUGUACCAUUUGACAUCACUAACCAAGCACUCACAAUCUACAAUUGCUCAGCAGGAGAAAGCUGUAAGGAUUGCAUCAUGCCCAACAGUCCGUGUGGAUGGUGUAACCUCAACAAGCAAUGCAGUGGAACAGCAGCUCCUUGCAGGAAUUCAUCUCACUUCCUACAGUUAAUGGGAGGUAAUGACUUCACUGCUGUGUGCCCCCUAUUGGACAAGCCCCCCUCUGGUGGGUACAUUCAACCAGUAAUGGUGGCCCAGGACCUUCGACUGAUUGCCAAGAAUCUCAUUGCCCCGACGGAUGGCUUUGAGUACUAUUGUGUUGUGAAUGGAGUUAGUCUGACAGCGAUGUAUGAGAACCACAGUUCGAUUCUGUGUACAGUGGGCAGUGGACUACUCACACUUUCUGCUGGUAUUGGCAGUUCUACUGUAGUUGUCAUGGUUAUCUGGUCCGGGAAUGGCAUCAACCACCCAUUGAGCAGCGUCAUGCAACAAACCAAUGUGACCCUUUACUAUUGUCCUGAUUUGGGCAGUGGAUGUUCCGAGUGCCUUGCAUCCAGACUAGGGUCAGAGUUCACGUGUGGGUGGUGUGAGGAUAGCUGUGACGUUCUACAAAAGUGCAAUGGUUUUGCUUUUAUUACUGAGGGGAGAAAUUGUCCUGUCCCUUUCAUCAACUCAAUAUCUCCGGAUUCUGGACCAGUUGAGGGUGGUACAGCAAUCACCGUGAGGGGGACUGACCUUGGGGUGACCUUUGCAGAUAUUCUGAACGCCACCCUUACAUUAGGAGGUGUGGCCUGCACUCCCAUCAACAUUAACUAUAUGUCAGGGAGGCAGUUUGUGUGUGUCACCGAAAGAUUUGGAAGUACAGGCCCUAAUGACUUCUCUAUGACCAUAUAUGGCUCUCGAAAUGUCAAUGUAAACGCUGGCUCUUUCUCUGCGCUAAAUCCUACUGUCAGCAGUGUGACACCGACCUUUGGACCUGUGGCUGGGGGUACUAAAAUAACUGUAGGGGGAACUGGACUAAAAGUGGGUAACCAUGAGAACACUAGAAUCUCUUUAGAGGUCAGCAGAGGGUCAAGCUAUAUCUGCAACAUAAUAAUUGUCCUGCCCCAGGAAAUUGAAUGCACCACUACAGCAGCAAACCUCACCUCAGCUGCAAAGGUGGUGGUGUUCAUUGAUGAUGCCAGACUCGAUUUUAGAGUGCUCUUCAGUUAUCAUAGCAACCCUAAUGUGACGGCAGUGUUUCCUAGCAACACUAUUCCCAGCGGAGGCAUUACACUGACCUUUAGUGGACUGAAUUUGGACGUGGUACAACAGCCUGUGUUGGAGGUGUAUAGAGGAGCGGGGUCUCUUCUGAGAAGCUACUGCAUUGUUGUGAACACUACCACCAUCACAUGCUCUACUCCUAGUCUAGGGACGACCUCACUGACCCCAUUGAACUAUGCCCUGCUGGUAGACAAUGCCCCUCCCAACACACAAGCAUGCCUCCCCAUCAGCGUCCAAUCAGAUCCCUCCAUCUUUAGACUAGUGGGUUCUCAAGAGGUCACCAGUGGCACAGAGACCCUCAUACGCAUUGUGGGUGAUAAUCUCGACUCAGUGGAGACCAGUGAGAUACGAGUGACCGUGGGAGGGGAGGAGUGUACCAAGACACCUUCCAAUAGUAGAGUUAGUGAUAUCAUCUGCACUGUCCCCUUGGAGCCGCCAGGAGGGCAGAACCCAGCCAUCAUAAAUGUGACCAUUGGGAGCAACAUCUCCCAAGUAUUGGACCGGCAACUGGCUUACACAGUUACUGUGGUAGCAGUUCCUGGGGCAACGGUUCCACUGGAGAUCAUCAUUUCAGUUAUUGUAAUCAUUUUCGUACUGAUCGUUUGUGUACUGAUGAUUGUUAUUGUCUGCUUGUAUCUGAACUUUCGAAGGAAGUCAGCGUCAAUUGUCAUGCAUCAACAAGUUGUGGAGCUUGUGGCUACAGAGAAAACUCAGAUGGUAGGGGAUAGAAAUACUGCACGUGUUAAAUUAGAGCUCGAUGAAAUUGCUGAGUCCAUCCCAGACUCAUUCAAAAUACCAGCCUCCAUAUUGAAGCUCUCCAGUACAGUAACUGCAAUUGGACAAGGUGAAUUUGGCAUUGUGUACAAGGGUGUCCUGACAGACUGGAACAAUGUACCUGUACAGAGGGUGGCCAUAAAGACACUAAAAGGUCUGUUUUUGUUGUCGGAUGUUCAGAGCAUGGUGUGUGAGGUGAACAAGAUGCAGGACUUUGACCAUCCUCACGUCAUGUCCCUGAUUGGUGUAUGUCUCGAUGCUGGCCCUGGCAUUGCCAUAGUGAUGCCAUAUAUGGCCAACGGGAGCCUUUUCGACUACCUCAAGAGAGAGAGGAAUAAUCUGGAGCUGGACGAUGACUGUGAGAUUGAUCAGAUUUUGGAAGUGAGGAAACUGCUACUAAAGAUGUGCCAUCAUAUAGCACUGGGAAUGGCCUACUUGGCCAAGCAACAUUUUGUCCAUCGCGACCUUGCAGCCAGAAACUGCAUGCUGGACUCGGGAGGGGGUAUCAGGGUGGGGGACUUCGGUCUGGCUGAGAACAUCUACGCUAAAGGCUACUUCAGACAGAACGACCGAGCCAAUAUGAAGGUGCCCUACAAAUGGAUGGCCUUAGAGAGUCUCAACGAUGCCAUCUUCACAGAGAAAACCGAUGUGUGGUCGUAUGGUGUGACUGUGUGGGAGGUAUUCAAUGGAGGACGGACCCCCUACCCUGCCGUGGACCCGCUGUCCCUCAUCCAGCUGCUGGGAGAGGGGCGGAGAUUAGAGAGACCUUUCAACGCAGCCUGUGCCACCGAAAUUUCUGUAGUGAUGCGUAAGUGUUGGAGGGAGGACCCAGAGGAGAGGCCAACCUUCUCACAACUGUCCUCCAUUGUGGACAAGUUACUGACAUCCAUUGCUGGCUACACUGAACUCGGUAUGGUGCUAGUGGACACCAGUCGAGAGGAGGAGGAGCUCAAAUAUGACUAUGUCCCCAUGCUCACUGAAGCCCCUCAUCGCUAUGGUAACCUUCCAUUAAGGAACCCUCUAACAACUGAGAACAGUGCAUACGGCCUCAGGGAAGAGAUGAACAUAACUUAACUGCAGCUGAAUUUUGAUAUUGCAUUAUGUAAUACGAUAACAUGCACUCACAGUAAAAACGUAUUCGCUACAUUACAAAACCCAUCAUUUUGAAACGAA
Halichondria panicea is the source of this 4967-nucleotide messenger RNA. RefSeq names its product macrophage-stimulating protein receptor-like. Gene Ontology annotation, cellular component: plasma membrane; semaphorin receptor complex. The record is from RefSeq and is a predicted model, not a curated record. Gene Ontology annotation, molecular function: semaphorin receptor activity; protein binding; protein tyrosine kinase activity. The transcript is spliced from 24 exons. Gene Ontology annotation, biological process: protein phosphorylation; regulation of cell migration; semaphorin-plexin signaling pathway involved in axon guidance. Lineage: Eukaryota; Metazoa; Porifera; Demospongiae; Suberitida; Halichondriidae. Bases 27 to 4868 code for a protein of 1613 amino acids.